Messenger RNA from Mytilus californianus (California mussel), 881 nucleotides. Its product is annotated as apical endosomal glycoprotein-like. The record is from RefSeq and is a predicted model, not a curated record. Lineage: Eukaryota; Metazoa; Mollusca; Bivalvia; Mytilida; Mytilidae. Bases 1 to 798 code for a protein of 265 amino acids. The transcript has 7 exons. Gene Ontology annotation, cellular component: membrane.
AUGAGGCUCGGGAAUCCAACCUUUGUUAAUAGUUUGAAAUAUUGCUAUGCAUGUUCAAGUGGAAGACCAACGUCGGACGAUUGUAACCAAAUUACAGCGUGCGCACAAGACCAGUUAUGUCAAAUAAAAGAAAUAUUCAACUUGUUUAAAGAAGCAAGAUGGAUAACCGGAUGUGCAGAAAAACAGCAAUGCGAUGCAAUCAGCCAACAGGUACAUAAUGAAUGCAGUAACAGAUGUUGUGGACAAAACCUAUGUAAUGCAGGGUGCAACAAUACAACAAUACCAACAGUAUCAGCAAACCAGCUAGUCUCAAAACUAAGUUGUACAUUUGACGGAAAAAAUACCUGUUUCUGGGCCUCAGAGAGCAAUCAUCAAAAAGGUAUUACACAGUGGGAGUUUGAUUCUUCCAACAAAACAUUAACUGGUCUACCUACGCAAGAUCACACAACUGGUCAAGGAAUCUUUUUGUUUGCUAAAAUGGAUUCUCAUCAUAGCGGUUAUAUAUCACUGACGUCACCGACAUUUCAACCAAAUGUAUCGUAUUGUCUCAGUCUUUGGUAUUCUACGACAGAUCAAAAUAUCAUGAAAUUAUUUGUUUUGGAUGUCAAGUCAAGACAUAGACACGUGUAUCGUUUAGUGGCUCAAGUUGGAAAUGAAUGGAAAAAGUUCCAAACAACUCUACACCAAACAUAUUCGUUUAAAAUAAGGAUCGAAGCACAUAUUAUUGCACAUUCAAACAGACAACAAAGCCCAGCGUCCAUCGACGAUAUAAAAGUUUUAGGAGGGCCUUGUAAUUAAAUAUUGAAUAAACAUUUAAAAAAAUCAAAAGCUUGUAGAUUAACAUAACGAAGUCUAUUAAAAAAUAUAAUUAUAACAUUUAA